AAUAAAAAUAUUACGUAUUAUUUUGAAAUGAUAAAAGUACAUUAUUACGUAUAAGUUUGUUUCCAAAAUCUGAUAAAUAAUAACUAUAGAAGAAAAAAUGAUUAGUAAUUUGUUUAAAAAUUUGAAUUUGAUUAAUUUUCUACAAUCGAAUUAAUGACCAACACACCGGUAUACACAGCACAGUCCACAAUCAGAUGUUGCCAAAUACUACUUUAGUUAAGGACAUCGCACAUGUUUUCAAACUGAAAAUUGCAUAUAAAGCGAAAUUGUAGAAUUUGAACUAAUCACAAUUUUCUUUGAAUUUGUUAGUAUUUUGUAUCAGAUAUAACGGUUUGAUUAAUAGCUGAAAUAUUUUGUCAAAAUAUUUUAUUUCUAUUAUGCAAUUAUCAAUACAAUGAUUAGUUUCUUCAAUUUCAUGGAAGACAACCACUAAUAUUAAUCAGGCACUUUAGAGAAUUUUAUUAUCGCCGAUAUUAAUAAUUCAAAUACUCUGUAGUCUGAAUUCAUUGGCUAUAUAUUUUAUUGGUGGUUGGUUUAUGGUUACUUGCACCUUUCUAGAGAUGGGCUUAACCAAUUGUUUGUUGUACUUUUAUUCCGGUUUAUAUAAAACUUUGAAUUCACUACAUUUUUAAUUUGAGUUAUAAGAAACUAUUUAUUAAUAGCUACUUUAAUGAUUUCCAGAUAAGGAUUGAAGUAAUUUUAAAAUUAAUUAAAAAAUCAAGUAAUUUUAGGAUAGUAACAGGAAAUAUGUGUCUAAUUAUUCGAAUAAAGGAAAUAUAUUUAUCUAAGUUCAUUCAAAGUUAGUCAACUAUUAUUUUAUAUAUACAUAUGUUGUAAUUUCGUCUAGAUUUUUCAUAAAAAAUCAGUUUAAAACAACAGGUGAAAAAUGACGUUUAGAUCUAUUUCAGACCUGAAAUCAAUACGAUUUAUAUUGAAAAAUCAUUCAUUGUAUUGGUAUGUUCUGAUGUAAGAUACGAAGCGUUUUUAGUAUUGAAACGCAAACAAUGAUUUGCAGACUUUACAUUUAAAUUGUUAGAAAGUUUUUGAUUUGUAUUUUUAAUACAAUGGACGAUUUGUCGGCCAGUUUGCACACUUAUUUGAAUACGGAUAUUUUGAAACUCUUGAAUGAAGCUCAAAUUAUUACUGUAAUAGAUUUUAUGAAUUGCGAAACUAAGAAGAUUGAGAAGAUAACUUCUUUAGCACUUAAGGAAAUUUUAGAAAUUAGAAAGGAGCUUUUGAAAAAGUAUUCACGUUUAAGAAGCGCAUUUGAUUGUUAUCAAAACAUUUUAUACGAAUUUGCAAUAAUUCCUACAGGUGUUGAAAAGUUGGAUUUAUUAUUGGAAGGAGGCUUGUGUACAGGGAAUAUAUAUGAGAUAUGUGGAUUACCAGCUUCAGGAAAAACUUUAUUUUGUUUAACUUUGAUUAAAAAUGUAGCUCUGUCUUCUACUGAUGAAAUAAUUUAUUUAGAUACAAAAUGUGAUUUUUUAGGAAUAAAAAUGAAACAGAUGUUAUCAUCUUUGAACAAGGAAGAUUUAAUAUUGACUAUGAACAAAAUACAAGUCGCCAGAGUUUUUACAAAAAAUGAUUUUCUUGGUCAUUUACUUACCCUGAAACAUUCCAUAGAAAGCGGAUCAUCUACCAAACUAAUAAUUAUUGAUUCUAUAGCUACUUUAUCAUUUCAGUCCUCAAAUCAAAACGAUAAUAAUUCAUUCCUUUCUUAUAUAGCCAGUAUUUUGCAUUAUCUAGCUAAAGAAUACAAUAUUGUUUUUGUAAUAACAAACUUGAUAACUUUAUGGAAUGACGGAGAUUUUAAAAAUAUAGAUGUGAUGAAAGAAACGAUCGCUUGUGGAAGUUAUUGGUAUGGAGUUCCUAAUGCAAGAAUUUCUUUGAAGAAGGAGAGAGGAGAAUGCAAAAUAACUCUAGUUAAAGCAGUGAAAUUCGUCCCAAAUAUUAAUUCCUGUUGUAUUAAAUAUACCGAUCAAGGAUUUGUUUAAACAAUUAUUGUUAGAAGUUUUAUUUCAUUUUGUAAAUCGAUAUAUUUUUGAUAUAUAAUUGUGAUUUUAUUGUA
This is a messenger RNA of Diorhabda sublineata, 2068 nucleotides long. Its product is annotated as DNA repair protein RAD51 homolog 4-like. Gene Ontology annotation, biological process: reciprocal meiotic recombination; DNA strand invasion; telomere maintenance. The transcript has 5 exons. The coding region runs from base 1065 to 1994 and encodes 309 amino acids. Lineage: Eukaryota; Metazoa; Arthropoda; Insecta; Coleoptera; Chrysomelidae. Gene Ontology annotation, cellular component: replication fork; Rad51B-Rad51C-Rad51D-XRCC2 complex; centrosome. The record is from RefSeq and is a predicted model, not a curated record. Gene Ontology annotation, molecular function: single-stranded DNA binding; ATP binding; four-way junction DNA binding.